This is a messenger RNA of Penicillium brevicompactum, 354 nucleotides long. RefSeq lists its product as uncharacterized. Gene Ontology annotation, molecular function: pyridoxal phosphate binding. NCBI's taxonomy places the organism in Eukaryota, Fungi, Ascomycota, Eurotiomycetes, Eurotiales, Aspergillaceae. The transcript has 3 exons. Gene Ontology annotation, biological process: transsulfuration. The record is from RefSeq and is a predicted model, not a curated record. Bases 1 to 354 code for a protein of 117 amino acids.
AUGCAUCUCGCCCCGGCUUUUGGCAUGAAGCUAUCAUUUGUGGAUGAUAUUCAUGCAAAGUUAGCUCCACUCAUUUAUAAGUCUCAAGAGAGAUCACCGACCACUCCGACCCUUUCUCUUGCCGACACCAGGGCUGUAGCUGAUAUGGCCCAUAUCGGAGGGUCCUUGGCUGUUGUGGACAACACAUUCUUGUCACGACAUUUCCAAACAUCUCUUGACUUUGAGCAAACAGUGUGUUUGUUCUGUGACAAAAUAUAUCAGCGGCCACACCAUGAGAUCCAGAGUACUUCAAAUUCAAAUGCCCAAGGGUGCUUGAUGAGGGCAAUUACUUUGAACUGCCUCAAGACCAAAUGA